GUUACCGCACGUACGUGUGAAUGGCCAGGAGAGCUAGCGGUUGCUUCAUCUUUUAUACACACACAUACACACGCCGGCGGCCUCCCUACUCCACUCUACUGUAACAUCCACGCAGCAGCAACCUAGCUUUGAUCCAUCCGACGAUGGCUCGUCAGCAGCAGCAGCAGCACAUCCAGCUCGCGCCUCCUUCGAGUGGCUCGCCUGCUGCAAAUUCAUCGCCGAAUGAUGCUGAUGGCGCACGCUUGGUCCAGAUGUGCCCUUCUCUCUACCGCACUGCCUACGGAGGUCGGACGGAGGAGGUCAUGGCGCUGCUUCUGCAACGACACGGGGCAGAGCGCUACCAAUCCACUGGUAUUGUUCAGCAUGGACAGUGCGACAUACUAGAAGUGAGCGCGGAGAGGAACACCGUCCUUCACGUGGCCGCGGAGCAAGGGCACGACGAGCUGAUCUUGGAGCUCUACCUCAGGUUCAGGGAGGAGCAAGGCCUCCUCUCUCGCCGGAACUCAUCGCUGGACACGCCGCUGCACUGUGCGGCGAGGGCGGGGCACGUCAGGGCCGUCGCAGUCCUCGUCCAGCUGGCCGGCCAGGACUUCGGUGAGAGCAUUCUGGGUUGCAAGAAUGAAGCCGGGGACACGGCCCUGCACCUGGCGGCGAGGCACGGGCAUGGCGACGCAGUGGAGGUCCUGGUCUCGGCGGCGGCAGGGCCGGCCGGCGAGCUGAACAACGCCGGCGUGUCGCCGCUGUACUUGGCGGUCAUGAGCGGGUCGGUGCAAGCCGUCCGAGCGAUUGUUAGUACGUGCAGUGAAGCGUCGGCUGUCGGGCCGAGCUCGCAGAAUGCUCUCCACGCUGCCGUCUUCCAAAGCUCAGAAAUGGUUGAGAUGCUACUGGAAUGGAGACCGGCUCUGGCCGACGAGGUCGACAGCGGCGGCAGCAGCCCGCUCCAUUUCGCAGCGUCCGACGGCGACCGGAAAAUCGUAGAGGCCAUCCUGCGCGCCGGGCCGCCGGGAACGGUGUACAGGAAGGACUCGGGCGGCCUGUCGGCGCUCCACGUAGCGGCGCGGAUGGGCCACGACAGCGUCGUGAAGGCGGUGUUGCGGAGCUGCCCCGACGCCGCCGAGCUCCGCGGCGGCGACGGCGGGACCUUCGUGCACGCCGCGGCCAGGGCGAAGAGAUCCAAGGUGGUAUCUUUAGCCGUCAAGAACCCGGUGCUGCACGGCCUCCUUGACGCGCAGGACAGGGACGGGAACACGCCGCUCCACCUCGCGGUGGGCGCCGGCGCGCCCGGUGUCGUGGAGACCCUGCUAUGGGUGGGCAAGGUGAGGACAGAUGUUCUCAAUAACCUUGGGCGCACGGCGUUCGAUCUCGUCGUAGGAUCAACCAGUUUCUUCACCAUGGUAAAACUCGUCGUCACCCUAGUUGCUUUCAAGGCACAACUCCGGCCGCAAAGGCAUGACCGUCUAACGCCAUGGAGCGACCACUACAUACUGGAAAAGAUGGGGAAGACGUCCGACAGCCUCGCGGUGGUGGCCGUGCUCAUCGCCACCGCGGCGUUCACCGCCGGGUUCAACGUGCCCGGCGGGUACGGCGACACGGGCGAGGCGAACCUCGCGAAGAAGCCCGCCUUCAAGGCCUUCGUGUUCCUGGACACCGUGGCCGUGGCGACGUCCAUGGCCGCGGUGUUCCUGCUCGUCUACGGGAAGGUGUCGCGCUCCGCUAGCUCGUGGAAGAGCUUCGCGUUGGCGCUGCAACUGAUGUGGGUGUCGCUGGUCACCCUGUUUCUGGCAUUCUACGCGGCUCUGGUCGCCGUGGUGACCACGAGGGCAGUACGUUACGGGUUCGUGGUCGUGCUCGCGUGCAUGUUCGUCUUGCAGUUGAGGAUCGGGGCGUGGAUUGGUACUGAUUGGCCGACGAUAUGCACCAUCUGGAGGUUUAUCUGGCAGCGCUGUCACUCGAAAGGAAGGCAUGGGAUCAAGCGGCUGUAUCCGCUCGUGUGCGCUUCUGUAGUCCAUCAUUUUCUGUUCGCGGCAAUUAGUUUCAUAUCGUUUUUCUGUUUUGGAGCAUUCACUGGACCAGCUGUUGCGAGCCCCUUCACCUCAUCACCUGCUUCUGCCCCCUCUCCUCUUUAGAGAAAAAAAAAUGUAGCAUCAGUAUCUCUGAUUUGUUACAGGCACUGCUAUAGUGCUAUGGUCCUCGUACGAGUUACUACUUAAUGAAUUUGAUUCUACCAAACUUUGUA
Messenger RNA from Setaria italica (foxtail millet), 2236 nucleotides. Its product is annotated as protein ACCELERATED CELL DEATH 6. The transcript has 4 exons. Gene Ontology annotation, cellular component: plasma membrane. Gene Ontology annotation, molecular function: protein phosphatase 1 binding; protein phosphatase regulator activity. The record is from RefSeq and is a predicted model, not a curated record. Lineage: Eukaryota; Viridiplantae; Streptophyta; Magnoliopsida; Poales; Poaceae. The coding region runs from base 144 to 2126 and encodes 660 amino acids.